CCAGCAAUUGCCCUAAACCACUGCAUACUUUAGAAACUCAACAACAAUGAUUACAUACAUAGAUCGCAGAGUAUACUGGUGGUCGCCAUCUUUGUCAAUGGGCUGGCGCAAGGAAUUACUUUGAGAGGAAAAUGCAAGAGACUACCUUAGAUGAACCUGACCAGAGCCUACAAAACCUUUGAAAUGGGAGAACGUGUAUCUUUGGUGAAUUAUAUGGUCGUUUUGGCCUGUUUCGUCGCCAAUCUUCUUGUGGGUAUUCAGGUGAAUGGUAUCCAUGCCAAUGGCAGUGCCGUCAACAAUACUACAUGCCAACCAUGCCCUGUAGGCAGCUACAGUAAUAAUAGUUCGCCAUUAUGUAUAGUGUGCAAGGAGGGUUACUGUACCAGUGUCAAGUCAUGUGUCAGAUGCCCACCCGGACAGUUUCAAAAUAACACUGCACAGGGCUCAUGUACCAAAUGUGCUCCUGGAUAUUUCCAGGAACAGUUCGGCCAGCCAAACUGCUCUGCAUGUGAGCCUGGUCAUUUCCAGCCAAAUUCUGGACAAAUCAGUUGCCCGCCGUGUACUGAUGGACAAUAUCAAAAUAAAUCUGGGCAAUCUACGUGCCUUGAAUGCACAGCAGGGCAAUACCAAAAUAAACCUGGACAAUCUACGUGCCUUGAAUGCACAGCUGGGCAAUACCAAAAUAAACCUGGACAAUCUACUUGCCUUGAAUGCACAGCUGGGCAAUACCAAAAUAAACCUGGACAAUCUACGUGCCUUGAAUGCACAGCUGGGCAAUACCAAAAUAAACCUGGACAAUCUACUUGCCUUGAAUGCACAGCUGGGCAAUACCAAAAUAAACCUGGACAAUCUACUUGCCUUGAAUGCACAGCUGGGCAAUACCAAAAUAAACCUGGACAAUCUACUUGCCUUGAAUGCACAGCUGGGCAAUACCAAAAUAAGUCUGGCCAAGCAAAAUGUUUACCAUGUGCUGCUGGACAGCACCAGAACAAGAAUGGACAAGGGUAUUGCCUUCCUUGUCCAGCUGGUAACUACCAGGGAAGCCAGGGAAAAGCAUUAUGUUUACCAUGUAGUAAAGGGUACCACCAAAACAAAACUGGUCAAACUAGUUGUGUACCUUGCGCUGUGGGGCAUUUUCAGUCGCAGGAAGGUCAACCAAUAUGUGAAUUAUGUGAGCAUGGUGAAUAUCAAAAUAAAACUGGACAAGAGAUCUGCAGGACCUGCCCUGCUGGUCAUUACCAGGAUCAAAUGGGCCAAACAACAUGUCGUGUCUGCAAACAAGGGACAUUCCAGCCUCUGGAAAUACUCCAAACUCGAGAUGUUUGUUUCCCAUGUCCUGCUGGUAGCUUCUGCAACCACACAGCUUGUGAGUCAUGUGCACCUUGUCCUGCCCGUAAGCAGUCUAGUUUUGGAUCUGCAAACUGUACAUUCUGCCCACCAGGGACCUUCAAAGAUCAGGAAAGUGUAGAUAUGUGUCAAAGCUGUAAAAGUGGGUGGUACCAGCCACUUAGUGGUGAAACUUCAUGUAUAGAGUGCCCUGAAGGUUAUUUUUGUCCGUGGCCAGACCGUAGACCAGAUCCCUGCCAGCCAGAUCAGUACUGCCCUGCAGGAUCUCAGAACCCAGGCUCCAUGUGCAACCCCCUCUACACCAGGAAUCCCAAGUCUCGAGCCUGUGAGCCAUCUGCAGAGCUAGUGGGCCUCAUUGCAGCAGUUGUUAUAGGGCUAUUUCUCGCUGGAAUGUACUUUGCAUACAAAAAGUGGAGAAGGAGAAGAGGUGAAGAACAAAGACUUCUCGUGGAAGACAGCCAGCCUGUGUACACUGGGUGGUAGGUGCCAAGCACAGAUGCAGCACAGAAAUACAGUGAAUACAAUACAGUGGAUACAAUACAGUGGAUACAAUACAGUGGAUACAAUACAGUGGAUACAAUACAGUGGAUACAAUACAGUGGAUACAAUACAGUGGAUACAAUACAGUGGAUACAAUACAGUGGAUACAAUACAGUGGAUACACUCCUCAAGCCAAGAGCGUCACAAUGCUAUACAUGACUUGAAUUCGUUAGCAAAACUCAGCCAAGAGCGAUACAAUACAUUUGCACUUGCACACGAUGCACUGUGCACGUACCAAGCAGUUAGUAAAUCGCAGCCAAAUUAACACAAGAAGUUUACUUAAAAGAACUGGAACCCUCAAAAUGACUUCUUGUGCGCUCUCUGAUUGGCCAAAACCGAGUGGGAUUUUUUGUGUGUGGAACUCAAUGGUAAAAACCAGCGCAGCAAAACGUGCCCCAUCACAACGUAUCAAAAUCAAACGGACGAUGGACUACUAGUGUGAUAUCGUUUCUCGCGUUCUCGAGAGAAAAUUUACCAUAAGCAAACAAUGACAAUUUUUUAACAUCCUUAUCACAAGAUUGCAUAUCCACAUGUCUCUUUUUAUUUUUACGCGAAAAUUUCAAGAAAAUUUUUAAGAAAAUAUCAAUAUUCAUCAGAUUUCUAUCAUUCAUGUUACCAGUAUUAAUACGUGUUUAGUAGAUCACCACCCGAGAUUAACUUAACACUUUGUGCAAUGUUUACAGUAUUUAACGUUAUCAGUAAAUGUUUUUAAUCAAUAAAAUAGCGUAGAAACGUG
This is a messenger RNA of Nematostella vectensis (starlet sea anemone), 2623 nucleotides long. Its product is annotated as major surface-labeled trophozoite antigen 417. Gene Ontology annotation, molecular function: protein binding. The record is from RefSeq and is a predicted model, not a curated record. The transcript is spliced from 11 exons. Bases 151 to 1830 code for a protein of 559 amino acids. Lineage: Eukaryota; Metazoa; Cnidaria; Anthozoa; Actiniaria; Edwardsiidae.